Tuber aestivum (summer truffle) is the source of this 808-nucleotide messenger RNA. Lineage: Eukaryota; Fungi; Ascomycota; Pezizomycetes; Pezizales; Tuberaceae. The record is from the annotation of a GenBank genome assembly.
AUGCCAGCUCGUAAGGACCAUCAAUUCCGCUCUCAUGUUUCCUAUUUAACCAGUGUGCCUACUCCACAGGUCGCGUACCCGGAGUUGGCAGUAGACCCAGAAGUACUAUUGACAUUACUCUUCAGGGUAGCAUCGGAGGACCUAGCAGUGCUCAUACAGAGGCUUGCCUCAGAACUGGGACCACCCUAUUGGAAAUUGGUUUUGAGUUCCAAUGUGUGGUAGCGCCAUAUGGUGGAAUAGGUGGAAGGGUCAUGCUCAGAAUUAGUGAGUCCUCGGGAGCUGGCCAUUACCGGAAUGCAACUUUGAAUCUCUCCCCCGGGCGCGACCGAGUCCCCGUGUCAUACCAGCAGGUUCUAGAGUUCACACCAUAUGAUAUCGUCCUAUGGCUCGAUCAAAUCAGCUUUUUUCCACACUUCGGCCCAGUCCGGGGAGCCCGCAUCCGUAACCAAUUCGUUCGCAGCAAUAUUUCGGGGGCCGAGAUUGUUGAGAAGGGGUACAAUAUUGUCUGGUGCAUGCAUCAUUGGGAUCGAGAUCCGGGUGAUGCUCUCUGCACUAUAGUCAUGUCACUCUAUAUGGACUCCGGUAUGUUGGUGGUGAGGGAUUUCCCGACAUAAGUGCUAAUGUCUUGUUAGGUAUUCCAGUGCCAAAACGCUGCGUAGAGCUUUAGGGUAUUGGUGAAUGUAAGGGAGGAUAAAUCAUAUGAUACAGCAGUAUAGGAAACUUGCUUUAACAGGCCUUAACCGAUAUCGAGAUCCUGUAAUAGUGGUAUGACCAUAACUUUGUUUGCCUUUUCAAUUUCUUACCCAAA